Macrobrachium nipponense is the source of this 3028-nucleotide messenger RNA. RefSeq names its product hydroxymethylglutaryl-CoA synthase 1-like. The record is from RefSeq and is a predicted model, not a curated record. Gene Ontology annotation, biological process: acetyl-CoA metabolic process. The transcript has 10 exons. Bases 154 to 1659 code for a protein of 501 amino acids. Gene Ontology annotation, molecular function: hydroxymethylglutaryl-CoA synthase activity. Lineage: Eukaryota; Metazoa; Arthropoda; Malacostraca; Decapoda; Palaemonidae.
CUGGGAAGAACCCACGGACGGUCUGCGGUGACUGGACACAGUAGUACCUGACUUGGAAGAGUGCUCGCUCAGCUGCUCCGAACUUAACGUUGCUGCCGAAGUCAUCACUUGCUUAAGUAAUUACUUAGCAUUGAAUUUAGUGGACAAGUUGUAAUGCCGAGUUUUAAAAGUAACUCAGACUGCAAGGGGUGGCCUCAAGAUGUUGGUAUAAUAGCAAUAGAAGUCUACUUUCCAUCAGAAUAUGUUGAUCAAGAAGAACUGGAAAUAUUUGAUGGUGUCUCAAAGGGCAAAUAUACAAUUGGCCUGGGACAAACCAAGAUGGGCUUCUGCUCUGAUCUGGAGGACAUCAAUUCUCUUUGUCUCACAGCCCUCUCUCAUUUGAUGGAAAGAACACGUGUUGGUUAUGAAAAUAUUGGCCGCCUUGAAGUUGGAACAGAGACUAUCAUCGACAAGUCUAAGAGUGUGAAGAGUGUCCUGAUGCAGCUUUUUGAAGAGUCGGGCAACUCUGAUGUUGAAGGAAUUGAUACUACCAAUGCUUGUUAUGGGGGAACAGCAGCACUUAUUAAUGCACUGAAUUGGGUGGAGUCAAGUUCUUGGGAUGGUCGAUAUGCUGUAGUUGUUGCUGGAGAUAUUGCAGUAUAUGCAAAAGGAUCAGCACGGCCAACUGGUGGAGCUGGUGCUGUUGCCAUGCUUGUAGGUCCUCAUGCACCUUUAAUUAUGGAACGAGGUUUACGAAGUUCACAUAUGUGCCAUGUGUAUGAUUUUUACAAACCUGAUUUGAGUUCGGAAUAUCCUGUGGUUGAUGGAAAGCUGUCUAUUCAAUGUUAUCUCUCUGCUUUGGAUACCUGCUACCGAACCUUUUGUCGAAAAGCAAAUGCUCAAAAGGAUUCUGCUGCAUUGCCAUUCUCCCUUGAAGAGACAGAUGCGUUAUUGUUUCACUCACCUUUUUGUAAAUUGGUACAGAAGUCGGUUGCUCGCUUAGCCUUUCAUGAUUUCCUCUUGACUCCAGUCGAUGAAAUACCAAAGAGGUACCAAGGGCUUGAAUCAUUUAGGGAUAAGAAUCUUGAAGAUACGUACUUUGAUAAAGAUGUUGAGAAGGCAUUUAUAAGCUACAGCCAGGACAUAUUUUUGAAGAAAACCAAACCAUCACUUCUUUUAGCAACUCAAGUUGGUAAUAUGUACACACCGUCAGUGUAUGGCAGUCUAGCUUCAUUUAUAUCGAACAAUACAGUGGAUACCUUAGCAGGCAAGCGUGUGAUGUUAUUUUCAUAUGGCUCUGGAUUAGCAGCAACAAUGUUCUCCUUACGGAUUUCUGAUGAUGCUGGACCAGGUUCGCCACUCUCUGAACUUGCUGCAUCUUUGAGUGAUCUGCAGUCAAGACUGAAUUCUCGCACAGAAGUACCACCCCAUGUUUUUGCAGAAACAAUGAAGUUAAGGGAAGCAACUCAUCAUAAAGCACCAUACUCUCCCGUUGGCAAAGUGGAAUCUUUGUUCCCUGGUACUUGGUACCUGACACACAUAGAUGAAAUGUAUCGUCGCCAGUAUGAACGCCGUCCUCUAAUUUGUGUUGAUAGCACAGAUUGUGUUUCAAGCACAUCACUUAAUUUAGUUAAGGAAUCAUCAUUUAUGUCAACAGAUCCUUUGCCACAAAAUGUUUAAUAAUUAAACAUGCUUUAAAAUACCAGGGAGAGCUUUGCUAUAUGUAGUACUGUUAGUGGUUGUAACUCAAUUACCAUACAUGCCUUUGGUUUCUUCAGUUUUUUGUCUAUUAGGAUGCAUGCGAUUCAGAGGUAUUUCCAAGAAUAUUUGUAUUAUUUUGUUAUUAGUACUUGCAUUUAUGUGGUUCCUACCAGGUAUACUGCUUUACAAAAAAAAUUGCUGUUGAUGUUACCGAUUAUAUUCAUGGUAAUGAUUUUCUUUUGACUUGUGUUUCAUUAUUAUGUAUAUAUGUGUGUGUACCAUAUUGUAAAAAUUACUUGGAAGAACUUUGGUUUACUGCAGGUUGUUGUUAGGGUCAUCUGUCUUAACCGUAUAGGCUCUGGUCAAAGCAGUGCACUGGGGCGCCUGCUUACACAACCACAUACUUAUAGGAAAAGAAAUGUAUAUGUUCGAUAAAAUGUAACCUAUAUUUAUUGUAUUGGUACAUCCAACAAACUCAUUGUUUAAACAUUCAAAAAACAAGUGCUGUAGAGGAUUGACUAAUCAGCACAAACAUUUGAACACAUUAGCAUGAGCCGCUUUGAAAAACACAAAAAUUUCAACAUAUCAGUGAAACUCAUAUGGUCAACCUUAAGGAUGGAGAUGGGUGGCACAGUAUGAAAUUAGUAUGAAUUGUUUAUCAUUAAGGGCUCAACACAAAUAUUUGUAAAAUUUCUAAGCAGUGAAAUUGUUGAUUUACAAUUAGCUUGAAGUCAGUGGUCUUCAGCAAGUCACAACAUACAUAGAUUAGUUUGGGGCCCCCGGGUAACUGCCCAGCAUGCCAAUAUGUUAAGACUGCCCUGGUGGUAGUUACCAAGCAGUUAUCACAUGUAGGUACCAAGCAUACCUUUCUGGAAUUAUUUUACCACUUGCAAUUUAUGUACAGUAAUUAAAAAAUCAUCCAAUUAUUUUGUAAUACAUAAUUUUCAUUAUUACCAGCAUUUACUUUUAGUGUAAAAAAUUUACAGUUGAUCUUGUGUGUCGUAAAUGGUAAUUAUUUCCUUGAUCUUGUGUAAUAAACUGUAUUGAUAAGGGGUAUUUCAGUUAGUCAUUAAGAACAUUUGGUGUCUUGUCGUGAACAUGCGGUGCAAAAUCAGUAGAGAUAUGACCAUUUAUUACAAAGAACAUAUUCUUGUUAGUUUAGCAUCCAUAGAAUUAGCAGAUGUAACCACCUAUUAAGUUACCCAAUCAGAUGUGAAAUUAAGGAUAUGAAUGUAUGUUGUGAUUGUUGAUUGUAGAAUUAAAUGAUUAUUAAUUCCAGUAUCCAUUUUCAAACAUCAGUGUUGUCUAUAGUGUUGUACACUUUUAAAUAAAUUGUAGAUUUAUGAAA